Molecule: messenger RNA, 528 nt
Organism: Histoplasma capsulatum G186AR
Lineage: Eukaryota; Fungi; Ascomycota; Eurotiomycetes; Onygenales; Ajellomycetaceae
Exons: 5
Coding region: 1-528 (175 amino acids)
Source: RefSeq, a predicted model, not a curated record
AUGGCUUGGCAACAUAGGGAUUCCGUCUUCUUGUUUUUGAAGUUUGUCGGCUUGCCCCUUCCGUACCUACUACGAUUAUUGUCUCCGACGAGAGUUGUAGAUCACACUGGCAUUCAUUCGCCCCCAAGAGUGUAUAACAGUAUUACCAAACAGGAUGAGGCGGACGUAAAAGUACCUAACCCCCAUAAGCACCCAUUGCCGGAUGAUGUUCCCAAGCCAAUAAUCUCUGGUCUCUCCGUCCGUACGACGCCUUCUCUCAAAAUGCCAAGUGCCAAGAAAAAUGCAGAAAAAACACCGCCCGCCAAGACCCCGGAAUCGGUGGGGAUCGGCAGAUCUCCGCCCAGGAUUUGUCCCCCCGUUGAAGCAAACAAACAACCCAAAGCACCAAAGCCGCAUGAUUUGACUGACGACGAACAAUGGAGAUCCUCAUUACGCGCUGGGGGAAGGCUCGGCUUGGGGCGUUACGUUAGGGUGACAAGGUAUCAGUUGACGCCAUUUUUGCAUGCGAAGUACUAUCUGGUCGGGUAA